Molecule: messenger RNA, 1125 nt
Organism: Mytilus trossulus (common blue mussel)
Lineage: Eukaryota; Metazoa; Mollusca; Bivalvia; Mytilida; Mytilidae
Product: TLC domain-containing protein 2-like
Exons: 4
Coding region: 139-921 (260 amino acids)
Biological process (GO): plasma membrane organization; regulation of membrane lipid distribution; phospholipid homeostasis
Cellular component (GO): plasma membrane
Source: RefSeq, a predicted model, not a curated record
UGAUUAAAUAUGGCCUUGUAUAUGUCAAGCGUGAACGUUGGUAUACGAUACAGUAAAUGACUUUAUAAAAGUAACAUUAAUAUCAAAUUACACGAAUAUACAAGUGAAACAUGCGAAAGAAAUACUUAGAAUAAGGAUAUGACAGACGAACAUUUUCUGCACGAACAAAGCAUUAUUCAUUUCGAUUUCUGGUAUACAUAUAUUUUGUUUGGUUUUGCAUUUGUGUUCUUUUUCAUACUAAAUCAAAUAAUCAAACGUCAUGGUACACCGAAGAAAGCGAAUACAGUGUACGAUUCCUGGUUAUGGGCGAAUUUGUGUGUAUCACUAAUUCAUGGAUUGAUUGUUGGUAUUUGGAGCAUUAUAAGCUUCCUUUAUCAUUAUGAAGACCAUCCAGGGCUUUUUGAAGAUCCCUUUUUAUUUUUCAAUACAUCUUCAUUCUUGAUGAUGAUAGUCUCAACAGCAUAUUUCUUUUAUGAUUCACUAAACAUUUUAGUCAGUAAUAUGUGGAAGAAAAAUAAGGAAGUACUGGUACACCAUUUUCUCAUCAUUACUGUCUUUGUAUAUCUAUGGCAUGAUAUAUAUGGAAUUGGAUAUACACAUUUAUGCCUUCUAUCGGAAUCCAGCAGCUUCUUUCUUCAUGCCAGGAAACUUUUACGUAUAGCUAGAUUUUCAUCGGACUCACUUAAGUCCCGCAUCCUUUCAAUUAUCAAUGUGGUUGCAUUUUUUAUAUUCCGUUUAAUACCUCUAGGAUUUUGCGUCACAAGGAUUUAUCCAGAAUAUUUUCUUAUGCGAAGACAUUUUGCGUAUUAUAGUUACCUGUCAAUAUCCGUGAUAGUUAUAUUUUUAAUUAAUGUCGGAUUCUUUGUCAGACUAUUAAAUACAGAUUUUAUACGACGCAAUAGCUAUAGGAAACAAAAAUGACAUAUUAAUAUAUGUUUCAAUCGGAACAUUGGCAAAUGAUAAUCUUUACAUAAUUUCUGGAUUCAGUUAAAUCAGUCCAGUAUUCAUUUACGUUAGUCAUAUACUGUAUUACCAAUACUUUAAAAUAUACCCGAUGCCUUAAUAGCAAUUUUAAGAUUAUUACAGAGCAUUGCUAUUUUUCUAUAAAAUACUUGAUGGCGAUAA